Molecule: messenger RNA, 2786 nt
Organism: Danio aesculapii
Lineage: Eukaryota; Metazoa; Chordata; Actinopteri; Cypriniformes; Danionidae
Product: tetratricopeptide repeat protein 39A
Exons: 18
Coding region: 226-1923 (565 amino acids)
Molecular function (GO): protein binding
Source: RefSeq, a predicted model, not a curated record
ACACCCACUUCUGCCAAAUCGAGCAGUAGAUUUGAGUCCAACACUGACCCACAUUCACUGCCAGCUCGAGUUUUCACACCUUCAUCCUCAAUGCGGAGUCCUGACGGUGAGUUUCCACCCGAGACCUGAAGGAAAAAGUCUCCACGGGGAGCCUGAGCUCUUCAAACAGGUGUGUGUGAGUGGCCUCAAGGCCCAAAACAAGACGAAAACACGAGCAAAUCCACCAUGUCCACUGGGAAAAAUGCACCUGUUACAGAAAACUCCAGACAGAUGUCCUUGCAGGCCUGCCUUGAUGAAUGCAUGGAGGCCUUGGAUCUGUUUCUCAAUAACCACUUUAAUGAGAGUUUAGACAAACUGCGGCCCCGGUCUAAGGAGAGCAUGUAUCACGCUUUGAUCUAUGCCACAGUAUUAGAGAUGCAGGCCAUGAUGACCUUCCAACAAGACGACAUCAUGCAUGCUGGGAACACGAUGAAGAGCGCUCAGGAGGUGUGCCAGAGGUUUCGUAAGAAGUCUGGUGGUCUUGGGAGCCGAGGGGCAAAUGAUGAUUUGUCAGAAGAGCAGCUCCAUGCUGAAGUGUGCUAUGCGGAGUGUUUACUACAUAGAGCUGCUCUCACAUUCUUACAGGAUGAGAAUAUGGUGAGUUUUAUUAAAGGAGGAAUCAAAGUACGGAACAGUUACCUCAUAUACAAGGAGCUGCACGCCUUCGUCCAAUCAGGCACCACUUUCAAAGGACCAAACCACAAGCACUUAGAGGGCGGAGUCUCGUUUGGCAUUGGCGCUUUUAAUUUGACUCUUUCACUGUUUCCAGCCCGUAUACUCAAGCUUCUAGAGUUUGCAGGAUUUUCUGGAGAUAAGGAGUUUGGCAUCUCUCAGCUGUACACCGGCGCCACCUCUCAUACCCUGCGCUCCAUGCUGUGUGCCCUUCUCCUGCUCUGUUUCUACACAUUCCUCUCCUUUAUUUUAGGUACUGGAGAAGGGGAGGUGGAAGAGGCAGAGAGACUAUUGAAGCCCUUUCGACUGCGAUAUCCACGCGGAGCGAUUUUUCUCUUCUUUGCAGGACGAGCAGAAGAAAUAAAGGGCAAUAUUGAUGAGGCGGUGGCGCUGUUUGAGGACGGCUGUAAGGCCCAGCAGGCCUGGAAACAGUUUCAUCACAUGUGCUACUGGGAGUUGAUGUGGUGCUUCACCUUUAAGAGAUAUUGGAAGAUGGCCUACUUCUACGCAGACCUGCUCAGCCAGGAGAGCCGCUGGUCUAAGGCCAUGUACGUGUACAUGAAGGCGGCUUAUCUCAGCAUGCUUCCAGACUCGGAAUCGCGGCCGUUCGGGGAUAAUGAGGUCGAUCUUUUUAGACAGGUGCCAACAUAUAAACAGAAGAUAGCAGGUAAAUCUCCACCGACAGAGAAGUUUGCCAUUCGUAAAGCUAGACGGUACAAAGCCAGCAAUCCGGUCAGACUUCCUGUUCCUGUGCUUGAGAUGAUGUACAUGUGGAACGGUUUCUCCAUGAUCAGUAAACAGCCUGAGCUCACAGAGGGUAUGAUGGAGACACUGUUAGAGGCAGAGCGCACCCUACGGGCCUCUCCAGAUAACGAGUACACGGUUGACGACACGUGUUUAAUCCUGCUUCUGAAAGGCCUGUGUCUAAAGAACCAAGGCCAGAUGCAGGCGGCAGAGGACUGUUUUAACCAGGUUUACAUCAGUGAAAAGAAGCUGAAGUUUGAUCAUUACCUUGUUCCUAAUGCUCUGCUGGAGAUGAGUCUCCUGUUUAUAGACACGGGGAGGAAAGAACAAGCCAUUAAACUACUGCAGAAAGCGAAGAAUAACUACAAAGAGUACUCAAUGGAGUCUCGCACACAGUUCAGGGUCCACGCAGCUCUGACCAAACUCAAGGCUGACGUCAGCGACCAAGAGGAAAUUACAGCAUUGUGAGGAAAGUUAAUAUCGUCACUCCUCUGAGGACACGUAUGGUCACUUUAUGGGGAGAAUUUAACACCAACGCCACUGGGUUGUUUUUAUCCAGUGGUGCUGCCAACAGUAAACCUCUAUUACACUUCAGAUAAUGUUAGGACUAUAGGAGAGUGUUUCACAACCACGUUCCUGGAGGACCACCGGCACUGCAUGUUUUGGAUGUCUCUAUUGUCUGUCACACCCAUUACAGGUCUUUCAGUCUCUGCUGAUGUAAAUGUGCAGAGCUGGUGUUCCUCCAUGAACGUGGUUGAGAAACACAGCUAUAAGAGAUGCUAAAAACAGCUUAUUUUUUGCCAAAUCGGUAAUUUUAGUCAGAUAGUAAAUAAAUAGUGAGCAGACUAGAUGGAUGGAUAUUCCAAAUGUAAACCAGGGGUCAAGCUCCUGUGUUAAAAUGUACAUGGGAGCAUUAGAAAUCAAAUUAAUAUAUUUUUUCCCCCUUCAAUUUUGUCAAGUUCUGUACAGGUGUAAUGGGGAAAUGACUGACAGUGUUUACAAAGCAAUUAGACAAACCAUUUUACACUAAGUUCUGUUGAUUAAAACAUGUUGAUUAUUGCAAGGCCGAGCUUGGGAUUGGAUAUUUUUAUUAUUGAUUAUUAUAUCGUUUUCUUGGAAGGAAAUCAAGAGCUUUUAUAAUAAUCAAAUAGUUCAGUGGUUAUGUAACAUUGUAUUAGCAGUUAAUAUUUAAAUCAAACUAUUGAUGUUAAAAUAGUUUUCGGAAUGUGUAAUUUAUGACUAUUUUUAUAGAGAAUUAAGUCAAUCAAUGCAAUAAUUGAGCAAUAAAUAUGGGUUACUGUAUAAAUAAAUCAGUUUUCCAUGACAGAUUA